UUUCCUCAACCCCUCCACCAACUUUUCUCUUUUCUCUUCAAUCACUGCUAAGUUUCAACCAUGACCGGCGAGGUCGUCGAUGGUAUCACCCCCUUGGAUUUCGACAACGCCGGCCAACUUCCCGACACCCACACCUGGAUCGACGAGCCCAUCAAAUCUUCUCCACCCCAAGAAACUAUUCCCGUGAUCGACCUUAAUGACCCUCAAGCCGUCGAGCAAAUGAAAACGGCUCUUGAGACUUGGGGUUUUUUUCAGCUUAUCAACCACGGCAUUCCCGUGGAGUUUCUUGCCGAAGCGGAGCAUCAGAUUCGGCGCUUCUUUGAGUUGCCGGCGGAGCAGAAGCUCCGGGCUAAGCGCUCGCCGGAAAGCUCCACCGGAUACGGCAUCGUCCCCAGUUCUCGCAACUUUAACAGUCGCAUGUGGGGGGAAGGAUUCACCGUCGUGGGACCGCCGCCAUCGGAGCUUGCACGCCGGGUUUGGCCUGAAGAUUAUUCUCUUUUCUGCGAUGUGAUUGAGAAGUACCAAGAACAAAUGAAGGGCCUGGCUGAAAAGCUUGUUUCUUUACUCUUUAAAUCAUUGGGCCUAUCUAGUGAAGAUGUGGAAUGGUUUAAGCCCGGUGGGCUUCCUGAAAGUACGGGAUCAAUCCUACAGAUGAACUCGUACCCGAAAUGUCCAGACCCAACCCGUGCAAUGGGCUUAGCCCCACACACAGACUCGUCCAUUAUAACUGUACUAUACCAAAGCGACACCCUUAGAGGCCUCCAAGUGUACAGGCCCGAUCUCAAUUGGGUCGACAUCGAGCCCGUUAAAGACGCAGUUGUCAUCAAUGUCGGUGACCUGAUGGAGUUAGCCUCUAAUGGACGGUUCAAAAGCUUGUUACAUCGGGCCGUUGUGAGCAAUGCCCAUCACCGCAUCUCCGUUGCGUAUUUCUACGGCCCAAAUAUUGAUGUCAAAAUUAAACCGCCAGUUAAAUUGAACAAAGAUGGGUUUCCCAUGUAUCAGACCUUAUCAUGGAAGGAGUACCUUGCUGUUAAGGAUGUUUACUUUUUCAAGUCGUUGGAGAAGGUUCGUUUCAAUCCAGUUGCUGAAGAAUACAAUGCAAUUACCAGUGGUAAUGAGGAGGCACCACUCAGUAGCGAAGUGGAAGAAGCAAGGGAAGCGUAGAAAUAAAAUGCAUAAUUAGUGUCAUUGUUGUUUUGAAUAAGAACGGAUCGGAUUUGUGGUUU
Messenger RNA from Ipomoea nil (Japanese morning glory), 1226 nucleotides. RefSeq names its product gibberellin 3-beta-dioxygenase 3-like. The transcript has 2 exons. The coding region runs from base 61 to 1164 and encodes 367 amino acids. Gene Ontology annotation, molecular function: gibberellin 3-beta-dioxygenase activity. The record is from RefSeq and is a predicted model, not a curated record. Gene Ontology annotation, biological process: response to light stimulus; gibberellin biosynthetic process. Lineage: Eukaryota; Viridiplantae; Streptophyta; Magnoliopsida; Solanales; Convolvulaceae.